Molecule: messenger RNA, 2325 nt
Organism: Caenorhabditis briggsae
Lineage: Eukaryota; Metazoa; Nematoda; Chromadorea; Rhabditida; Rhabditidae
Exons: 10
Coding region: 1-2325 (774 amino acids)
Source: RefSeq, a predicted model, not a curated record
AUGGAUGACGGGGAACGGUUCCAAUGCCUGUACAAUGCCUUGCUCACCGACAACUCCCGUCGGAUUGAGCAUCUUAUGCAUCGAAUACACGAGGCAUCAGAAGAUGUUCAUAUUCACCGUCAAGCGAUUGCGGCUGUGAUGACAUUCGGAACGAAAUCUCCACAUUAUGCUUCCUAUCUUCACAAAAUCGGCGCCUUCAUCCCCAUUGAUAUGUACAGACAGGAACGUGUGAAUAUCCUGGCCCACAUCCCAGACUGGAUCAAACAGCAGAAAAAACUUCAUGCUAAGUGUGUUCUCACUAUCACAUCAGCCAUCACCGAUGAGAAUCCAUAUUCGUAUUCCGAAGCGAAGAGAACUCUUGGAGCCAUGAUUUUGCCUCUGGCGCACUCAUGCGUUCACAAUCAACUUGAUCCUUACAUCACUGACCGGCAACGAAUCGAUAUUCUGAGAUAUUUAGAGAAGUACGUGAAACCAGAUUGGAGUGAUGAGCAACUGCGAAAUGUCGACAGCACCUUCUACACGCUUGCUAAAAGAGUACAAGUACACGAUUUUCCGGAACUCAUGGAAACCGUGUUCGCAUCGAAAAACUAUUGCUUUCAUUCGAUGCUCGUAGCACUGACACACCUCGUCGAUAGAAACCUUCUGCGUGGCAAAGACGCGAUGAAGUUUAUGAUUAAAAAACAUCAUCUGGAAGAUCGUGAGGAGAUCGGAUUGGUUGGCACGGCAUUGAAGGAGACGAUUGAGGAAGAGUUUUUGUAUGCUCUUGUGAAAACGAUGAACGUCUACAAUAUCGAUCGUCUGUUUCACGAGCUCGUCAAGUCUUGCGCUAUGGAUUGUUCUGUAAUCGAGAAAGUCGCUGAACGGCACAUCAAUCGAUUGAAAACUAUGAUGGCUCAAGCGCCUGCUAACCACGCAUUGAUCUAUCUCACUCGUCAGUGCGCUCUCACAAAAUACUGUGCUCAGGAGAAGAAUGAAGUUUUACAGAAAGCCGUGGAGUUUGGAGAGCAGUUUGUCGAAUUUAUGGAUGAACUACAGAAACGAGUGUUGUGCAAGACUCUGGCAACACUCAGCUUCCCAAAGCGCGAAUGCUCGGUUCAAGGAGGCGACCGACUAUUCGUCUUUCUUUUCAGUAGUCUUAUGGACUAUGUACCAGACGUACCGCAUUACUUCAUCGUGGACGCUGGUUACUACCACAGUGUUCUAUUCUGUCUGCACAACUUGUACAAUCUGGAUUACCGUGAUAGAUUGCGAAUGGAUGCGAUAGACGCAAACUGGAAAGAAAAAAUUACGGUAACCACGGACUGGCACUUCGUGACUUCCCAAAAUCUCAAACACGUUUUUGAUAAGGCUUACAAACGUGGGGAAUUCCUGCGCGCCAGAAGAUUCAGACGACUGCAAAGUACUGUCUGUGAGAAUGGAAAAAUACUUAUCCAUCUUCGUGGGCACCUAAGAGAUGUUGAUCUCCCACUAGUCAUGCCACAUCUGUACGACGAAGUGAUCUUCGCCGAGGAAUUGUACACUACAGCCUUCAACACCCCAUUUAUGAUAUCUUUCACUAAAAUUCCAUUACCCGGAACAACGGUUCUUCGUAGUGAUCCUCCAACGAGACGUGCUGAAAAUGAUGACGAUUCGAGUGAUGAUGAUUCGAGUGAUGACAAUGAAAGUGAUAAUGAGGACAGUGAGAAUGAAGAGGAGGAGAAUCAAUCAGAUGAUGAUAGUGAUAGUACUAAUGAGGACAGUGAACAUGAAGAGGAGGAGCAUCAAUCAGAUGAUGAUGGUGAUAUUGCUAAUGAGGAUAGUGAAAUUGAAGAUGAUGAAAAUGAAGAAGACGGCGACAAUGAGGAAAACCAACCGGACCAUGGUGAUGAUGAUGAUGAUAGGCAUGAAAGCAGUGAGGAUAGCGGAGUGGAUGAACAAGAAGUGCUUAUUCUGGACGUCAACCAUGCUGUCGUUGGCCGAGAUGGAGAAAUCGUUGUGAAUUAUCCAAGAAUGGCGAGAGAACAGGAAGAGAGACUACGCCAAGAAUUCAACGAUCCCGAGGAAGAUAGAGUUUCUCCUGAAUCUGACGAAGAUGAGAAUGGGAGGAAUCCAAGCUGGAGAUGGCUUUAUGCGAGAUAUAAUAUGGACUCAGAUGUGACUGAGGCACUUGACGCCGCUCGAUUGAGAAGAUGGCGUCAGGCAUUUUCGCAUAACGAUGGAAGCAUUGCUCAGUUGAACUUGGUCGAUGGAGUUCUUCACAUCCGUGAAGUUGAAGUGGUGGUUCACGUCUUCUUGUGUUCCAUUCUAGGUCUUACAUUAUGUCCGGAGAUUUACGAACGUAAUUGA